This is a messenger RNA of Microcebus murinus (gray mouse lemur), 2521 nucleotides long. The record is from RefSeq and is a predicted model, not a curated record. Lineage: Eukaryota; Metazoa; Chordata; Mammalia; Primates; Cheirogaleidae.
UUGGGGACCAGGGCCUUUGAAUGGGGGUCCCGGGUUGGGGGUGAGGGACUUCGGGGCUAGGGACAUGAGACGAGCGAGGACCUUGCGCGGCGAGCACUGGCAUGACGGGCCGGCCCCGAGGGGCUUCUUCCCAGCGGACGCGCAGAGAGCCGGUCGGAGAGGCGCGGGCGCGGGCCCACCGAGCGUCUGCGUGCGUGCGGCGCCCUAAGGACCCGUCCCGGCCACCGGGCCCGCCCCGGCCCGGCCUCCGCCGCCGCCUCACUGGCCGCCCGCCUUCCAGUUCGGCCUACGACACGCGGCUGCGCCAGAAGGUGGCGGUGAAGAAGCUGUCGCGCCCCUUCCAGUCGCUGAUCCACGCGCGGAGGACGUACCGCGAGCUGCGGCUGCUCAAGCACCUGAAGCACGAGAACGUCAUCGGGCUUCUGGACGUCUUCACGCCGGCCACGUCCAUCGAGGACUUCAGCGAAGUGUACCUGGUGACCACGCUGAUGGGCGCCGACCUGAACAACAUUGUCAAGUGCCAGGCGCUGAGCGACGAGCACGUCAAGUUCCUGGUUUACCAGCUGCUGCGCGGGCUCAAGUACAUCCACUCGGCCGGGAUCAUCCACCGGGACCUGAAGCCCAGCAACGUGGCUGUGAAUGAGGACUGCGAGCUCAGGAUCCUGGACUUCGGGCUGGCCCGCCAGGCUGAUGAGGAGAUGACGGGAUACGUGGCGACGCGCUGGUAUCGGGCACCUGAGAUCAUGCUGAACUGGAUGCACUACAACCAGACAGUGGACAUCUGGUCUGUGGGCUGCAUCAUGGCUGAGCUGCUCCAAGGAAAGGCCCUCUUCCCGGGAAAUGACUACAUUGACCAGCUGAAGCGCAUCAUGGAAGUGGUGGGCACACCCAGCCCCGAGGUUCUGGCAAAGAUAUCUUCAGAACAUGUAAGUCGGUGCCCAACCAGCCACCAGCUCCCUCUGCUGAUCAAGCGGCAGGUCCUUCUUAUGUGCCUCCAGGCCCGGACAUACAUCCAGUCCCUGCCACCCAUGCCCCAGAAGGACCUCAGCAGCAUCUUCCACGGAGCGAACCCUCUGGCCAUAGACCUCCUUGGAAGGAUGCUGGUGCUGGACAGUGACCAGAGGGUCAGUGCGGCGGAAGCCCUGGCCCAUGCCUACUUCAGCCAGUACCACGACCCUGAGGAUGAGCCAGAGGCAGAGCCCUACGAUGAGAGCGUCGAGGCCAAAGACCGCACAGUGGAGGAGUGGAAGGAGCUCACCUACCAGGAAGUCCUCAGCUUCAAGCCUCCAGAGCCUCCAAAACCGCCAGGCAGCCUGGAGAUUGAGCAGUGAGGUGCUGCCCUGCUGCUACCCUUGAACCUGUGGAGAGGCCAGAGAGAGCCUGUACCCUCCCUCAGUGGGUCAGGUUUCCUCUACACCCCCAUGGCCAGGCAGCCCUGACCCCUGGUCUGGGACCCCAUGCCUUGAGGAGAGUGUACACACAUAAGACUGCACAAACCUUUGUGCACGUGUGCUUGCCAUGUGUAGGAGUCUGGGACCAGGUGUCCUGGGUCUACUUUGGUCUUCCUACCCCCUCCUGGCCACAGGGCUCUCCCUUGGGACCUCUCUGUGUGUCUGGAUGCCACAGGGGUCCCCCUGGGGAGUGUGUCUGUCUCUUGAUCUCCUCUGUCCCAGAGAGCUAUGUGGGGUACACUGGGGCCAGGGUCUCAGUGGGUAGAGCUGCUCAGCCUGGAAGUGGGGGCUGCCCUGGUGGUUGCUGAGACCCACAGACCCAAGAGCUGAGGCAGGGCCAGUGCACCACCGGGCUCAGAAGGAUCUUCCCCGUGGGGGUGGCAGGGCGGGACAACCACCGGGUGUCAAAUGAGAAAGGCUGCCUGGAGCCUUGUGUCGCCUGUGGGGUGUGUGGGCACACACGGGCGCGAGCAUGUGGUCCCAGUGUUCACAUGUCAGGACGUGUGCUGGGCGGGGGAAUCCGUGGGCAUGCAAGGGCCAGAAGCCAUGUCGGGCAGGAGCCUGAGUUCGGGUGGGUGUGCUACUGCUUCCCCUCCCCUUAGUUCCUGAUGCCACAAGGGAUGAUGAGAGCCAGGCUAGGGGUUCCAGUGGGCCAAUGGGGCAGCCACUUGGGGGCUUUCUCCUUGGAGCUCCAGCUGGUCCCUGAGGCGUGAGGCACACUCCAGCUGUUGGGGUGGGGGGCGGGGUGCAGCCUUGAGGACGCUAAGGCAGGCAGCACGCAUGGAUGCGGACUUGGACACUUGCCUGGACCUCAGCCGAGACCUGACCUCCUCCACCCUCUCUACCUCUGCCCUCGCGGUGGCUGCAGCUGGAGGUCCGAGGUGCUCUGGUCUGUGGGUCAGCUCCCAGAGUGGGGCGAAUGGACAAACCUCUGGGACAGGACUGCUCAGAGAUGUCAGGUGUGGCUCCUCCCUGGAGUGGUGGUGGCCUCUUGCCUGGAGGGGUCCAGGGAGGUCUGGGGCCAAGUGCCUGCACCAGGGGUGCACAAUAAAGAGGAUCCCUCCUGCUCA